AUGCAGCCUCUCAUAUGUUCCUUUUUUGUUCUUUCGGUGGCAAGCUAUUUUCAGCAGCUCUAUGCUAACGGAUAUGUUGGCGGCUCCACAGGAAACGCCGUUUCCAAUCAUUACGGCGACGGAUCGGCCCAUGAAAAUUUCACCUCUUAUGAUCCCUUUUUUUCUAAGAAAGUGUCUUUCUUCAAAGAUAUGCUUGCUAUUAGGGCAGCUGAUGACAUCUUAUUCAUCUCUACUUUAAAAUCCAAGAUCUUCAAUGGAGACAAUGGGUUUAUUUGGGACGACGAUGAAGCUGCGUAUUCUUCCAAAGUUCGAACCCGCAAGGCCAUUUCUGAUUUAUCAAACAUCGAAAGGCAUUUAUUCGAACCCGUCAAAACCAUUAAAAUCCCAUUGAUGAAAGCCGGGAAAAUCCCUCUUUCUGCUGUUGGAGAUCUUUCUGAAAGAUUGACUUCUAAAUAUUCUUCGCAAGAUGUAAUUAAAGAGGCCUUAUUUGGCGAUGAUAGCAGCUCUGCUUUUACAACGGAAGAGCGCGAACGAAUCCUUGC
Messenger RNA from Mitosporidium daphniae, 542 nucleotides. RefSeq lists its product as uncharacterized. The transcript has a single exon. The annotation marks the transcript as partial. NCBI's taxonomy places the organism in Eukaryota, Fungi, Microsporidia. The record is from RefSeq and is a predicted model, not a curated record.